AUGGGCUCAAUGAUCGACGAUAGCAUCCUUGAGUAUCUAGGUGUCGUCGUCAAAGGCACCGCCUAUCCUCCUGGUCUACCUGUCAAGGCUACCGAGGGCCCCAAUCAAACCCUAGAGCACCUGAAAAAGUGCUAUGUCUCCAACCAAAACAGGUGCUUCGAUCAGCAGACUUGGCCAAGGAGGAGAUGA
Messenger RNA from Alternaria burnsii, 189 nucleotides. RefSeq lists its product as uncharacterized. Bases 1 to 189 code for a protein of 62 amino acids. NCBI's taxonomy places the organism in Eukaryota, Fungi, Ascomycota, Dothideomycetes, Pleosporales, Pleosporaceae. The transcript has a single exon. The record is from RefSeq and is a predicted model, not a curated record.